AUGUCGACUCCUCGUCGGGGAAUAUUUGAGACGCUUGUCUACUUGGGGCAGAUCCCCAUAGAUGCCAGCAGCAGCAGCAGCAGCAGCGACAGCAGCAGCAGCAGCAGCAGCAGCAGCAGCAGCAGCAGCAGCAGAGGAGGGUGCAGCUGCUGCGGUGAGCCAAUAGUAGUAUUAGGUAGCCGUUCCCCACAAAGGGCACAUCUGCUGCAGCAGCAACUUCGUAUACCUGUACGUAUUGUACCCUCAGACUAUGAGGAAAUUAACAAGGAACAGCAGCAGCAGCAGCAGCAGCAGCAGCAACAGCAGCAACAGCAACAGGGAGAGGAGAAGAAGGACGAGCUGCAGCAGCAAAAAGAAGAAGAAGAGGCCAAGUUGCUGCUGCAGCAACUGCUCAAACCUGCUGAAGGUAUCAGCCAGACCUCUCAACAGCAGCAGCAGCAGCAACAGCAGCAAGUGCAGCAGCAGCAGGAGCAGCAGCAGCAGCAAGGAAGUAACCGAAUAAAAGUGCAUGCAUUACGUAAUGCUCAUGACAAUGCUGCCCAAUUAGUACAAUCAAUAACAUUAGAGGAGCCUCCAUGGGGAUCGGGAUCGGGAUCGGGAUCGGUUGUGGGACCGGGAUCGGGAUCGGGAUCGGUUGUGGGACCGGGAUCGGGAUCGGGAUCGGGAUCGUCUAAAAGGAGUGCCAAAGCCAACAACAACAGUAGUACUUCUUCCCUCCCCCCUCCGUACCCAUCUAAGAAGGCCAAGGUGGGGCCCCCCUCUUCAUUAGGGGCCCCCCAUCCCAAUUUUGGUGCCCUUCAGGGUACAACCAUGGUGGGUGGUCCCAAAGGGGCCCCCCCAAGGGGCCCCACCGCGGGGGGCCCCUCCUCGGGGGGCCCCUCUGGUGGUUGUAUAUUAGGUCAUAAUUUAGAGGAUAGACUAAGGAGACGAUUAAUAUUAUUAAGAGAAGAAUUAGCAAAAAAAGGGAAGCUAAAAACAACAAAAACAAUAGCAACAAAUGCAGCAAUAGAUGCUGUUGUUCGUUCUCUUCCUUCUUCUCUUGCUCAAUUACAAACCCUUCCUUUCAAGGAAUUACAAGGAGGCAAAAAGGGACAAAAGUACGGGCAAGUGUUUGUGGCAGAAGUGCGGGCGUUUCUUUGUGAGAACCAAUUGACCCAUUUAUUAAAGGAGGAUACCCGAGGGAGCCCACCACCAGGUGUCUCUUCUUCUGCUUGUCUCCUAUCAGCAGAGGAGACAGCAGAGGAAGAGUUUAUAUCUGUUGGGGGCCCCCUUGAUGCUCCAAUUGAUACUGGGGGCCCCUUUGGUGGGGGCCCCUUUGGUGUGGGCCCCCCUGGGGGCCCCCCAGGGAAUUUGGGAGGGCCCCAAAUGGGUACCGAUGCAUGCGUAUCACAGAGCAUGUAUUUUCGAGGGAGUGGGCCCCCUUCCUUUGGGGGCCCCCCUGCUGCUUCUUCUCCUCCUGCUGCAGGGGGUACACAGGGAUUGCAGCCUUCUGGGUACUGGCAGCAGGCCAACAGGGCCCCGGGGGGGCCCCCAGGAGCCCCCACUGGCCCAGGGGCCCCUGGAACCUCGGGGCCCCCAGGGCCCCCCCCACCCGAUCCGCAGAUGUGGGGCCCCGAGGAUCUGGACUGUCUCGACAGUUUUUGA
Molecule: messenger RNA, 1644 nt
Organism: Eimeria maxima
Lineage: Eukaryota; Apicomplexa; Conoidasida; Eucoccidiorida; Eimeriidae
Exons: 4
Coding region: 1-1644 (547 amino acids)
Molecular function (GO): nucleic acid binding; nucleotide binding
Source: RefSeq, a predicted model, not a curated record